UUUAUAAGGCGACGCGUCGUUUGGAGUACGGCUUUUUUAAGCUUCUGGUCUCGAUCGUGUCUCAUCUAUCGUGCCUUCCUCAACAACAUUUGUACAUCGGUUAUAGUUGCUCGAGUGGUCAUACGGUGAUUAUUUUUUUCAAGUGAUGCUGGAUUAAAAGUUGGACGUGAAAAAUGUACAGCUCAACGAUCACGAUGCAAUACGAGGAAGCCGCGAAUAAUAGAGGUGAAAAGCAGCAGCAUCGAUUCGAGGACCAUCAGCCGCUGAAGAAAGCCGAGGUGGCCGCUUUGGAGAAGCUGCGCGAGCACGAGCAGCCACUGAUAUGGUUCAAUAUAUUCGGCAUCGCUCUGCUGCACGCCGUGGCUUUUUACGGACUCUUCACCAGAUACAAUCAGGGCAAAUGGCAAACUUGGAUCUAUGAGAUCGCUCACAUUUUCAUCUCGGGCGUGGGAGUGACUGCGGGCGCCCAUCGUCUCUGGGCUCAUCGAAGCUAUUCCGCCAAAUUGCCACUCAGAAUACUCUUGGCCACGUUCUAUUGUAUGGUCGGUCAGACGCACAUGUUCAAGUGGAUUCGCGAUCACCGAACUCAUCACAAGUUCACCGAGACCAAGGCUGAUCCGCACGACGCCGAUCGCGGCUUCUUCUUCUCGCACGUCGGCUGGCUCAUGAUGAAGCGCCACCCGGCCGUUAUCGAGUACGGCAAGAAGAUCGACAUGAGCGACGUGGCCAACGAUCCGGUCAUUCAGUUUUUCGACAAAUACUACGAGAUCAACAUGUCGCUGCUGUGCUUCAUACUUCCGACUCUGAUUCCCGUCUACUUUUGGAACGAGCGCUUUGACAUCGCCUUUUUCGCCACCCUGCUGCGCUACGUGUUCAUGCUCAACGCGACGUUCAGCGUCAACAGUUUUGCUCACAUGCUUGGCAACAAACCUUACACCAAGGAUGUGCGAGCGGUCGAGAACGGCUGGGUAUCGUUUUUCUCGCUGGGCGAGGGCUGGCACAACUACCAUCAUGCCUUUCCCUGGGAUUACAAAGCCGCCGAGUUGCCCGGCACGUUUUCGACGAAUUUCAUCGAGCUGAUGGCCCGCAUCGGCUGGGCCUACGAUCUGAAAUCGCCCAGCAAGGAUCUCAUCGAGAAAAUCAGUCAAAGCAAGGGCGACGGCACGAGGUCGAAGGCUGAAAAAAGCGAUUAAACGCGCGCGAGCAGCCGCGAAUCGAGAUGUAAAGCGUAUUUGUAGCUCAGCGCAAAGAUACGAUUGUUACCUAUAUGGCAAAUUGUUACACUAAUUUUUAAAAAUAUUUUUAGAGUAAAGCUUGUUUGUAAAUGUGAAUGAUCCGAGAAUUCGUGGUUAUUCGGUGAUCGACGUUAAUUAAAAAAAAAGUUCUUUGACGAUUCUUCGAAUUAAAAUGAUAAUGGACGUUUCAAA
Messenger RNA from Trichogramma pretiosum, 1427 nucleotides. RefSeq names its product (11Z)-hexadec-11-enoyl-CoA conjugase-like. Gene Ontology annotation, molecular function: iron ion binding; stearoyl-CoA 9-desaturase activity. The record is from RefSeq and is a predicted model, not a curated record. The transcript is spliced from 6 exons. Lineage: Eukaryota; Metazoa; Arthropoda; Insecta; Hymenoptera; Trichogrammatidae. Bases 174 to 1193 code for a protein of 339 amino acids. Gene Ontology annotation, biological process: unsaturated fatty acid biosynthetic process. Gene Ontology annotation, cellular component: endoplasmic reticulum membrane.